AGCAAUAAUCCAUUCAUUUUCCUUCUGCAACUAAGCUCUAUCUACACGUACCUAUAUAGAUAGCGCCAUUUCUCUAUCUAUCAAUCCUAUAAUUAAUAUAUGGCUUCUCAUACUACAACGGCAUGCAUUGCUGCCUUCUUAUCAUGUUUGCUUCUUCUUCUCUCUUCCUCGCAAUGCCAAGGACAGUUGUCCCCUACAUUUUACGACAAGACAUGCCCCAACGCUCUCAACAUCAUUCGCAUUGCUGUAAGGCAAGCCGUAUCCCGUGAGCGUCGCAUGGCCGCUUCCCUGGUUCGUCUCCAUUUCCACGACUGCUUUGUCCAGGGUUGCGACGCUUCCAUCUUAUUGGACGAGUCACCAACCAUUGAGAGCGAAAAGACCGCGUUGCCUAACCUUGGUUCUGCGAGGGGUUACGACGUGAUAGAGGCAGCUAAGCGCGAGCUGGAGAAAGCUUGUCCUGGUGUUGUAUCUUGUGCUGAUGUCUUGUCAGUAGCUGCACGUGAUGCAUCUGCUGCUGUGGGAGGUCCGUCGUGGACAGUGAAGCUGGGAAGAAGAGAUUCCACCACGGCUAGCCAUACCCUAGCUGAAACUGAUCUUCCCGGUCCUUUUGACAAUUUGGAUAAACUCAUAUCCAGCUUCUCUAGAAAAGGCCUUAAUACAAGAGACAUGGUUGCCUUAUCUGGUGCACAUACUCUAGGCCAAGCUCAAUGCUUCCUAUUUCGCGAUAGAAUUUAUAGUAAUGGUACUGACAUUGAUGCGGGUUUUGCUAGCACUAGAAGACGCCAAUGUCCAAAAGACACCGGAAAUGGAAAUUUGGCGGCACUUGAUCUAGUGACCCCAAACUCCUUUGAUAACAACUACUACAAGAACCUAUUGCAAAAGAAAGGUUUACUUCAAUCGGAUCAAGUUCUUUUCAGCGGUGGAGCAACAGACAGCAUUGUUUCAGAGUACGCCAGCAGCCCACGAGCAUUUCAAGCAGAUUUUGCUUCAGCCAUGAUUAAAAUGUCUGAAAUUCAGCCCCUCACAGGUCAAAACGGGAUCAUUAGGAAGGUGUGUGGUGCUUUGAACUAGCUUCGUUGUUUAGCUACCGCGUGCUACAUACUUUCUCUUCGGCACUGUUGUUUUUCUAGAGUAUUUAAUAAUUUAGUUUUCUACUCUCAUCAAUUUCAUUGUAUUUUUUUUCUUCAUAACCAUUGAUUUGUUAUUUAGAAAAAUGCAAUAAUAUUAUUUGUUGUAUUCUAAUCAA
Molecule: messenger RNA, 1246 nt
Organism: Ipomoea triloba (trilobed morning glory)
Lineage: Eukaryota; Viridiplantae; Streptophyta; Magnoliopsida; Solanales; Convolvulaceae
Product: lignin-forming anionic peroxidase-like
Exons: 1
Coding region: 100-1071 (323 amino acids)
Biological process (GO): hydrogen peroxide catabolic process; response to oxidative stress
Molecular function (GO): heme binding; peroxidase activity
Source: RefSeq, a predicted model, not a curated record